This is a messenger RNA of Cryptotermes secundus, 4307 nucleotides long. Its product is annotated as E3 ubiquitin-protein ligase TRIM23. NCBI's taxonomy places the organism in Eukaryota, Metazoa, Arthropoda, Insecta, Blattodea, Kalotermitidae. Gene Ontology annotation, biological process: intracellular protein transport; vesicle-mediated transport. The transcript is spliced from 10 exons. Gene Ontology annotation, molecular function: zinc ion binding; GTPase activity; GTP binding. Gene Ontology annotation, cellular component: cytoplasm; lysosomal membrane; plasma membrane. Bases 255 to 1952 code for a protein of 565 amino acids. The record is from RefSeq and is a predicted model, not a curated record.
AGUGCCAUGUAUAGUCCAUUUUCAUGUACCUGUUUGCUACUCCGUGAUAGUCUAUUUGCUGAUUUUGUAUUUGUUUUAAUUUCUCGUGGCGGGAGUUGGUUCACAGAGUUACAGGAUCACGGAUAGUUGAUUUGAGUUAACAUAGUGUCCACUCCGUGAUAGUCUAUUAGCUGAUUAUUGAAAGCAGCCAAUAUGUCAGGAAGGUCAGGAAGUUUGUUAGCUCUUGUGCAGUUAGUAGGAAAUUGAAGAGGAAGAUGGCGGGUGAAAUAGACCACUUUAAUUCAUAUACAUUCUUUCGACCUGUUAAACCAAAUAGUAAAGCUAAUGUACUGGAAUGCCGUGUGUGUGAAGAUGUCUUUGGGCUUCAAGGCGAUAAAGUUCCUCGACUUUUGUAUUGUGGCCAUACAGUAUGCCAUGCCUGUUUGCUUCGUCUUCCUCUGAGAGACAAUGCGGUGCAAUGCCCCUUUGACAGACAACCCACACCAGUUGGGAAUUCAGGUGUUUGGGGACUGAAAAAGAACUUUGCACUGUUGGAAUUAUUGGAAAGACUACAGUAUACUCAUGAAAGGGCAACCGUUUUGUACACUGCAGAUGUAUUGGAAAAAGAACGCCAGUUGUCAGUUCUGUGUGAUGAGAAUGAACAGCAUACAGCAGUUCUCUACUGCACUGUGUGCACAUCACAUCUUUGUGAGGAAUGCUCAGAAUUGACUCAUGCUACUCGUACACUUGCAAGGCAUCGUAGGGUGCCUCUCUCUGAUAAACCUCGUGAGAAGCCGAAAUGCCCGUCACAUCCUUCACAUGUUGCUGAAUUUACAUGUUUGGAAGAUGACUGUCAAACACUGCAGUCUGGACCGGGGCCCAUAAUGUGUUUUAUAUGUAAGGAUUAUGGUCGUCACAAGAACCAUAAGCAUGCGUUAGUAGAAACAGAAGCUGAGAACAUCAGAGUGACCGUCAUAAAUGCUGUCCAGCAUAUGAGAAAAUUUAUGGAAGAAAUAAGUGAAACUAUGCGCAAAUUGGAACAAGUAGUUCAGCGCUUGGAAGGUACAGGAGGAGAGGGAGGAACAGCUGAUAUAGCUCGUGCACUUGUUCAGACGUACUUCCAUCAACUGCUUGAAACACUACAGCUGCAGGAGGCUGCUGCCAUGACUGCAGUGGACAGAUAUGUAAGGGAAAGACUGUGCUCAUUGCGGCAACUUCAGGAAGAUUUAGCAACAUCACUUUCACAGGUGGCUGGUGUUUGUGUUCAAUGUGAACAAACUAUACAGCAAGAUGAUACUCGAGUCUUGGCAGCUGCUAGAGAAAUCAAGGAGGCUUUGAGCUCAGUUGAGAAACAGCAGCAACAAUAUUCUGAGCUGAGCCCAGAACAGCUGCAAUCUGACCCCAGCAUACCUAUUACAUUCACAAAGGAUAAUCGUGUACACAUUGGACCAAAAAUUGAAAUGCGUGUUGUUACAUUGGGUUUGGAUGGUGCUGGGAAGACUUCAGUUCUGUUCAAAUUAAAACAGAAUGAGUUCAUGACUAUGCUUCCAACCAUUGGUUUCAAUGUGGAGACAGUGGAAUACAAGAACCUGAAGUUCACAAUCUGGGAUGUUGGAGGACAACAUAAACUGCGUCCUCUGUGGAAACAUUAUUAUCUCAACACUCAGGCAGUUGUAUUUGUGAUUGACUCAAGUAACCAUGAUCGACUUGCUGAAGCUCACAGUGAACUAGCCAAACUUAUGUCUGAGAAAGAACUGAAGGACGCAUCUCUGCUGAUUCUGGCAAACAAACAGGACAUUCCGGGCUGUGCAACAAUAGAGGAACUGACAGAACAGUUUGCUCUAUAUAAAUUAUGCUGUGGUAGAAGCUGGCAUAUCCAGGCUUGUGAUGCCCAGAGUGGGACAGGUCUCCAUGAUGGAUUGGACUGGUUGUCACGACAACUGGUGGCAGCAGGGGUGUAUGACAUCGUUUAAUUAAAAUUAGCAAUUACUGAUAUGUUCUCUUACCUUCCUUCAGUUGAGGUUCAAAUGCAGUGGUAGAUGAUACUGUCUUGUUACAGAAGGUGGGUUCAUAUGUUUUACUAACCCCAUCUUGUUACACUUCUACCGGAAGGCAUUGAAAGAACGCUCAGAGGCCACAGAAGAUAUUAGGACAGGUGAUCUUAUAUGCAUUUUGCCCAGAGAGAGAGAUCUUCAGAGAGUAACCAUUGACAAGUAUUCAUGUAGAUUUACAGUAAAUGAACAUGGGCGGCAUAAGUAUGUUACACACUUGUAUGUUAAUUGUGGUUUAGCUAAGAUACAUGUAUAGGUUAUUUACAUUAACCACAUUUUAGAACAAGCUUAUGGUACUGCUGUUUUUGAUUAUUUGGAGAAACUAAUUUGGAGUUAUACUAGGUGAAUUUUCUGUUAUGUAAUAAAUAAAACAAAUGUGAUAUUGAGUUUGUAGCCAUGGUGAAAUUAAGAAGACAGGACUCUUGGCAAUGAAAAAGUUUCUGAAAUUCAUAUUAAUUUAGAAUCUUGUGCUGAAGAGGGGUCACAGUAAAUUGGUAUGUUCUAGAAUGAAUUAUAUUUAAACAUGUAAAAAAGUGAUAAAACCUCAUUCCCUGAGACCUUAACAGAUAUUACGAAUGUUACAAAUGGAAGGUUUAGUAUUUGGUGUCUAUGUUUGUUAGUUAAACUCCAGCAGAAGAAACAUGGAUACAAAAUGAGAUUUAGUUAUUGUAGUUUAUUGAACUGAAAUUUCUGAAUUAUUCUUGUAUCAAUUUUAAAGUAUCUGCUGCUUCAUAUAGUAGCCAGUAAGAAAACAACUGGAAAAAAAAAACAUGAUAUUUUGUUCCCAGAAUGGAGAUUGUCAGGAUUUUGAACAUUGGUUUCAGCAAAAUUCAGAGGAAAGCUCUGACUGUACCAGUGUUAUGUUACAAUAAAGUGGGUUAGACAUAGGAUCGGUAACAUACAGUAGACCCUUAACAUAAAGCAGAUGUCAGAGGGAAGCUUCAUUAGCCAUGCUAUAAGUGAAAUUGACAUUUAUUUAAUUUUGGAAUCCCUUUUAUUAAAUAUACAGUAUUUAUGCAGUGACUAAAGUAUAUACAUGGAAUAUAAGGUACAUUUCAGGUUUGAGUUUCACCUGUGCUACGGGCACAUAUUGUUGUAUGUUACUUGCAUCUAUGCCUCCUUGCUAAAUAUUCUAGUAAUGUAGUUUGUUAGAAUCAAUGACUGUAUUUUAUCAGAACAUACUUCUUUAUACUGGCCAGACAGAGCAAAUGAAGGUGUUCAAUAUUAGCCUGUUCUGAUUAUGUCGUCAUUUCAUCAAUAUCUGUUUGGCACUUUACUGAGGUUCGGUGCCAGUAUUUCACAGGAAUCAUCACUGUUGUUUUCUGAGUCACUUCCAGUAUCACCGACUCUAAGUUCACCUUUUUAUCUUCCCAUUCUUUACAAAAGAUGCUGUGUCCUUAUCACUAAGAUGCUGCACGUUGGGAGUUUGUGCGUCUACCCCAAUCCAAGCCACCAGGUCAUCUCCUCAGUUACUACUGAGUACAUCACAUGCAGCCUUCACAUCUUGUUUUGGAAAUGGAAUUACACUUAUCUUAUGUGACAGUAUCUUUCCAGCACAAGACAUAGCUUUCCUCCGAGCUAAACCAGUGCUGUCUGCAACAGACUUUAGUGUUAAUAUCCCUAGAAAUUCAGUAUUUGGAGUUCAGAAUUUACAUCACCAUGUAGCUUACCAUGAAAGUAGGCUUUGAAGGCUUAAAUAGUGCCUUGGUCCAUUGACUUAAUCAAUUUGAUGAUAUUCUUUGGUGGAAAUAUAGCUCUGAUUUUUCCAUCUUUCAGUUUCAGGACAUCAGCAGAAGGAUGGGAUGGUCAUUAAUACUGCAGUAGUAAAGCCUCUUCUUCAAGGUCUUUGGAAUGCAAAUGGCAUUUUGCUGAUGGCACAGAUUCACUUUAAAACGAGGCAUUAAAAAAUAGUAAAGCCUGUUCUUCAAGGUCUUUGGAACGCAAAUGGCAUUUUGCUGAUGACACAGAUUCACUUUAAACUGAGGCGUCAAAAAUAUCACAUGCUAUCCAGGCACUGUAAUUCUUUUUGUAGGUCACAGAUUUCAUGUCUACAUGUUUGAAACAUGACUUCUGACAUUUUCUGAUCCAGAAUGGUUUUAGCUUGUGAUUAGCACUCUUGCUGGAACACAGGAGUGAGGUCAUUCUUUCUUUGUUAGUUUCUUUACCUACUUCCCCAUAUUUGAAUGCGAUGCUUAUUACAAACAAAAUUUUUCAGUAAUUUGUGUAAGUGUAGCUACCAUAGGUAACAUCAACGUACGAUGGGGUACCCAAAAGAAA